UAAAAAAAAAGUUUUCCAUGGGAAAACAUGUCAAUUUCACUGUAAAAUGCAUUGCUUAAAACCAAAACCCCCAAAAAUUAGCAAAAUUGUGAUUUUCUUUAAUCUAUUUUCUUUUCAAUUUUAAAUUCAAAUUUAAGGUGUCUUUAUAAAGUACAUUUUGUUGUGAAAAAACAAACAUAUGGGUCUGUGGAUGGAAAAAUAAAAGAAUUAUGGCUCUUGAAAGGCGUAAACUAAAAAAUGUGUAAACUAAAAUUUGUUGUGUCCUCAAGGCCAAAAUUUGCUGUGUCUCUAAAGGGGUAUUCCAGAAAUUAUUUUUUAUUUGACAUUUGACUAUGCUACAGAGGCUGUAAAGUUAGUGUAGUUAAUAAUGUAGUGUCUGUACCCGUAUGUGACAGAUUUCUCACAAUUCUUAUGUGAUUUUCACCCCAAUAUUUACUUUUAACAUCAUACAAAAUUACUGUUGUCUCAGAUUUUUCCCAGGUUGCAAUGCGGCCGAGACCUGACUCACUAGUCAGCUGAUGACAGGGAGCCUGUCUGCUUCAAUGGGUGGAGCGAUCGCUUGGUGGGAGAGAGAUCAAUCUGCAACUAUUGCAACAACUGUAGGCACCCUGAUUGAAAACCACAGGUCUUUUGAAUGAAUGCUGCUCAUUUAUGGGAGUGUGACUGAUGUAUGGGAGGGAGGAAAAUGGAAUUAUGGGCUUUGUAGGCAAAGAAGUAAACUCAAAAAGGAAAUACUAGUUCACAAAAAGCUAGCCACAGCGUUAUGGUAAUCUCACGCCAUUUAGCCCCAAGACAAGCGCAGAUCCUUCCUAAGCAUGUCCAUUAAUGUCUGCCAGCCAAUGCAGAUCUGGAGGUGUCUGCAGUAUAAGACAUAUUCUAACAGCAGAAAAGUAACUGCAGCUCUGGAAGUGACAGGAGGAUAAGACAUGUUGUGACAGCAGAAUAGUGACAGCAGCUCUUAAGGUGACUGGAGGAUAAGUCAAAAUGUAACAGCAGAAUACUGACUGCAACUCUGGAGAUGACUGGAGUAUAACACAUGGUGUGAGAGCAGAAUAGUGGCUGCAGCUCUAGAGGUGAAAGGAGCUUAAGACAUGAUGUAACAGCAGAAUAGUGGUUGCAGCACUGGAGGCAACUUGAGGAUGCGACAAGAUGUAAUAGUAGAAAAGUAAGUACAGCUUUGGCAGUAACAGGAGGACGAGAUAUGGUGUAACAGCAAAAUAGUGUCUACCAUGCUGUGCCUGUAUUUAUCUGAAUAAAGCUUGAAGUUUUUUUUACCUGCUACCGUGGUGCCGGAUACUUCUAUUGCUGUCCAUGUCUGUGGAGGGGAACGCUACCCGACAGUCCAGGCACAGGAGCGGAGGAAAGGAUCAGAGCAGUGAAGCACAUUUUAUUAACAGCAAAAAAGUGGGCCUGGCAUCAGUCCCCGGCCGAAACAACUACGUGGCCAUCAAGGGAAUCACCAAGACAGGGGACAAUGCAGCGACCCUGCAGAGAGAGAGACGGAUCCUCAUGCUGGCCCGAGACUGCCCGUUCCUGUGUCACCUGUAUGCUGCACAGCAGUCUCAGGACCAUGCAUUCUUCAUCACCGAGUACCUGUCCGGCGGCAGCCUGGAGGCUUUACUCAGAAUGUGCAGCUGUCUGAACACCGACAACGUAAGAUUCUACACAGCAGAGAUUGCAUGCGGCCUCCAGUUCCUUCACGGACAUAACAUCGUCCACCGAGAUAUCAAGCCAGAUAAUAUCAUGCUGGAUAGAGAUGGACACAUCCGCAUUAUAGACCUCGGACUUGCCCAAGAUGGCGUCACCUCUUCCAACAAGAUCCAAGGAGUGACGGGCACGUUACCAUACAUGGCCCCAGAGGUGCUCCAGAGGAAGAUGUACUAUGCAGCAGUUGACUGGUGGAGCCUGGGGAUUGUUGUAUCCCGGAUGUCAGCAGGACGUUCCCCAUUUUACUUUGGCUGCAACAGAGAAAUGGCUCACGAUUCCAUCACCAGAGAGAAGCCUAAUAUUCCAUCUUGGCUCCCUGCUGACCUGAAACAUCUGAUCAAGAAACUGCUGCGUAAGAAUCCUGAGAAGCGGCUUGGUGUGAACAGGAACAUCAGAGACCAUCCAUUCUUCACCACCAUCAACUGGGAGGAACUGGAGCAGAAGAGAGCACAGCCGCCAUUUACACCAUUCAAGCCAGCUCUGAAGAAGGGAGACCUGCCGUGGCCAGAGGAAGAGACAGCCCUUCACCCCUUGGAAGGAUUCUCUUUCAUUGCUCCAAGCUGGGCCUGUUAACAUCAGCCCAUGGCCACGGCCCAGAGCUCUGUGCCCCCUGACCCAUGCCUCUGCUGCUGUAUUAGACCUCGGCUUGUCUAUAACAUCCUCUCUAUACCAUCUGAAUGCUGCAGAUUUCCAUCAAGUUGUUACCCUGGAUCUUAGCUCCACAUCCUCCACAGCCUCUGAAGACCCUCUGUACCCCAGGAGCGGCCUGUGCUUGUAACACCUCAGCACAGACCUGGUAAGUAUCACACAUCAUCAUAUAUACAUAAGGAUCACACACACAUACAGGUAGAUAGAAAUAUACACACAGGUACAUACAUAGAUAGUAUAGACACAUACACACAGACACACACAACAGAUAGCGGUAGAUAUCGGCUUUGAUCCUGGGACUUGUUCCGAUCGCCAUAUUUGGGGUCAGGAAGGAAUUUUUCUCCUUUGAGGACAAUUGGCUCAUUCUUUAAGGGGGUUUUUGCCUUCCUUGGGAUCAUUCCAGCCAUAAAUAGGUAACAUAACAUAAUGUACAAAAAAUAAAUGAAUAAUAAUAAUAAUAAAAAAAAUAUUAUAUAUGAAUAUAUAUAAAAAAAAAAUACAUAAUAGUUUACCAUACUAGAUAGGUCAUGUACUGGCUUUUGAUCCUGGGACUUGUUCCGAUUGCCAUAUUUGGGGUCAGGAAGGAAUUUUCCCCCCUUACAUAAGGAUAAUUGGCUCUUUCCUCAAGGGGGUUUUCGCCUUCCUUUGGAUCAACACAGUAUAUAAAAAAGCUUUGCUUUUACAUUUAUACAUUACACAUAGCAAAAUAAAACAUAACACACAUUUCUAAAAUUUGCAGAAUCCCAGUAUCCCCUUCAUGUAACUAUAUAAACUAAAUAAAAUGUCCU
Hyla sarda is the source of this 3143-nucleotide messenger RNA. Its product is annotated as protein kinase C delta type-like. Gene Ontology annotation, molecular function: protein serine/threonine kinase activity; ATP binding. The transcript has 4 exons. Lineage: Eukaryota; Metazoa; Chordata; Amphibia; Anura; Hylidae. The record is from RefSeq and is a predicted model, not a curated record. Gene Ontology annotation, biological process: protein phosphorylation. The coding region runs from base 1312 to 2280 and encodes 322 amino acids.